AUGCUCGACAAGCUACCUUAUGAGGUCCUCCAUCUGGUUCUCCGGAACCUUGCGACCACACCGGAAUUGAUCCACUAUGAUGAUGAAGAACAAAAUGACUAUCAUCUCAGCAACUGGAAGACCCUCGCCCAGCUAUGCAAGGUCUCACGACAGUUGAGAGUUGUUGCGGAGCCUCUGCUUUAUCGAAGCUAUGCGAAACCUGAUUCCAGCUCGGAUCCCGAAGGACAUUACUCUUUUCGCAAAUUUCUUGCUACGGUACUUGGACGUCCGGAGCUUUUGCAAUGUAUUCGCUCAUUGUAUAUCGGUGCUUGGAGACACUAUACUAGGUGUGAACUACAGCAUGCUGCAAAGAGCAAGUAUAAGGCUUGCAAAGCUCGAGUCUGUGAUGUACACUUUCCUCCUGAACUGCACAGUCUCUAUGAUAAACACGCCAAAGCGUCGGUUCUUGGUGACGCUUGGAAGGAGGCGCUCGAUGCUGGUGAGGAAGCAGCCGAGAUUGCAUUACUGAUGAGCUUGACACCCAACCUGGAACGGAUCGAAUUUUGUAUGCCGCAUUUGAGCUUCGGGGCAGAUACUGCGCCUAUGUACUUUUGGCCGAGAUUGCUCGUGGCUUCGGCGGAUUGGGAGCCUUCGAGUCAUUUCCAUCGACUGGAAUCUGUGAUGAUACACAAAAAGAGCUUGAAACCUGGUAUGCGAUGGCCCCAGCCACAUGAAGCUGGCUUCGAGAUUGAUCCCUUCUUGCCUUUUAUUGGCCUGCCCCAGCUAAAGACCUUCUACAAUGAAAGCGACGGCCGCGGCUUCUACCGAAAGCGUCCAGAAGAGUACCCGAUCAAUGAAGAAGAGUCACAUCUGACAGAAUUGACCCUCGGUGCUUCGUAUAUCAACUCGCUAGAGCUGACACAAAUCCUCAAGCGCUGUACUAAGUUGGAAGUGUUCGAUUGCCAUUUCGAGCAAGAACGCUCAUUCAUUCCAGAUUUCUCUUGGAACACUGUUGGAGAGGCUUUGAGCAACAGUCGUCACACUCUCGAAGAAAUCACGUUGAAUGCCGACCUGAUGUCCCAGAUGGUGACGGAGGACAGCACUCCUUCAGAGGGAACCUGCGUUUCGAUUGGAUCGCUCCGAGCAUUUACCUCACUCAAGAAGCUUGAUGUUCUACAAACCACUCUCCUUGGAUUCGAGAACAUGAUCGACCAUAUCAACCUCGUCGUGCCUGCACUGCCUUUCGAGGAGAUCUUGCCAAGCAGUCUUGAGAGUCUUACGAUUGAUUGGUGUAGUCUAACCCUUGUACCUUAUCUGGAAGGCAUGUUGACCACGCUCAAGGAAAAGUUUCCACGCCUCCGAGAGAUACAGCUCAGUGUUAUUGAUCUCAACAGCUUCAAUAUGAAUCACGACCCAUGGGACCAGCACGAGGCUUUGAUGCAGGAACGAAAAGAUCGUGUGGAGCGUCUAAAGCAGGGGUUUAUCAAGGCAGGUGUCGAGUGGAUAGGCGGAGCUCCAAUGGUCGCAUCUGCUACUGACCAUAUCCACGAGACUUGA
Aureobasidium vineae is the source of this 1536-nucleotide messenger RNA. Lineage: Eukaryota; Fungi; Ascomycota; Dothideomycetes; Dothideales; Saccotheciaceae. The record is from the annotation of a GenBank genome assembly.